AUGACACACAUAUCAGAAUCACGCCUAGAUGGCGGAUAUGGAUGGGUAAUUCUAGCAAAUUGUGCUACGAUUUUAUUCCUAUCGGGAGGUAACUUUUACAGCAGCGGGAUAUUUUUGGUGUCGUUUUUGGAAUAUUUCCAACAAGGUGCUGCAAAAGCUGCUAUUAUAGGAUCAUUGGGUGGCGCCUUUGUAACCGGGUCAGGGUUAUUGGCCGAUUAUCUUUGCAAAAGAUUUGGAGCGAGAAUCGUUGUUAUCGUAGGAGGGAUUCUGUCUACCCUUGGCUUAAUUGCUUCAAUUUUCACACCCUCUCUGGCGUUUCUUUACUUUACCUUUGGUGUAUUAGUUGGAUUGGGAUACGGUCUGUCUAUGGUGUCCGCGUGUAUCAUUGUCAGUCAUUACUUCAAAAAGAGAUACGCACUUGCUAAUGGAAUUACGUUUGCUGGAUCUAGUUUCGGUAUUCUAUGCCUUCCACCUCUUUAUAACUUUCUUAUUGAAAUUUAUGGAUGGCGAGGAUCGUUGUUUCUUGUAGCCGGUAUGAAUGCACAACUAGUCGUAUGUGGUGCAUUACUUAGACCAUUCAAAGGACGUAGUAGUACACAAAGUGUGGAUAACAAGGCCGCUAUUUGCACUGAUCAAAAUAGUGUCAAAUCAUUCACUCGUGAAGAUAACUCCAAUACAAAAGAACAAACAUUUAUCUCAGUGAUAGUUGCGAAAAAUUGUAAAGACAUGAAACAAAAUAAUUACGAUGUUAUGACACACUUACCUGGACAUAGACGACACUUCUGUUCUCGCGCUGCUAGAAAUUUUGCUCAAUCGCUGGGCUUAGGCAUGUUUAUUGAAAUACCUACCUUCACGAUGAUUUGUGUUGCUCAGAUUCUCGAAAGUAUGGGAUUCAUGACCGCCAUCAUGUAUUUAGCUGCAAGAGCAAUAUCCGUUGGCAUAUCAAAGAAUAACGCCGCAUUCAUGUUAACAAUGAUGGGUGUAGGAAGUUUAAUCGGACGUGUUACUCAUGGUUGGAUUGUUGAUUGUGGUCAUAUAUGUGCUAUAACGCUGAUGGGAAUAGCUGUUGUAUGUAGUGGGGUCAUUCUUCUGUGUAUUUCGUUCACAACUGGCUACCCUGCAUUGGUGACCUUGGUCGUAUGCUAUGGCCUUUCGUUUGGAGUCUACCAACCUUUAGUAUUGGUAUCACUGCGAGUGUGUGUAGGGGAUGAAAAACACUCAACAGCUUUUGGAUGGGAUUGGAUGUGUAUGGCUAUAGGAUAUAUAUGUGGACCUCCAUUUGCAGUGGUGUUAAGAAUGGAAAAGAAGGCUCAAUUAACAAAUCUGGAUGGUGGUUACGCCUGGGUGAUUUUAGUGACAAGCUAUAUGGUAUUUCUCAUAUGUGGAGGAAACUUUUUCACCAGCGGCGUGUUUUUAGUGUCAUUUUUGGAAUAUUUUCAUCAAGGUGCUGCAAAAGCCUCCAUUAUAGGGUCAUUGAGCAGUGCUUUUCUUGUCGGUUCAGGUUUGCUGGUCAACUAUCUUUGCAAAAGAUUUGGUGCAAGAAUCGUUGUUAUCGGAGGAGGAUUCUUGUCCACAUUAGGAGUAAUUUUAUCCAUCUUUGCACCUUCAUUAUCAUUUCUUUACUUCAGCUUUGGUGUAUUAGUUGGAUUGGGAUACGGCCUUUCACAGCUUUCUGUGUGUUUUAUAAUCGGCCAUUACUUCAAAAAGAGAUACGCCCUUGCCAGUGGAAUUAUGUUUGCCGGAGCUAGUUGCGGGAUUCUAUGCCUUCCACCUCUUUAUAACUUUCUUAUUGAAAUUUAUGGAUGGCGAGGAUCGUUGUUUUUUGUAGCCGGUAUGAAUGCACAACUGGUCGUAUGUGGUGCAUUACUUAGACCAUUUAACAGACAGAGUAGUACAGAAAGUGUGAAAGACAAUGCCGAUAUUUGGACUAAACAAAAUAGUGUACAAUCAUAUGUCUGUGAAGUUAAAUCUGAUUACAAACUAUGUACUACUGCGGAAGAAAAACAAACAUUUAUACCAAUGAUUGUUACUGAAGAAAAGAAAAACAAUAAUGUUGAUGACAAAAAUGUCUUUUCACGCGCUGCUAGAAACUUUUUUCAUUUGUUGGGAAUUGAAAUGUUUAUUGAAAUACCUGCCUUCACGAUGCUUUGUGUUGCUCAGAUUCUUGAAGGUAUCGGAUUUGUAACCGCCAUCAUGUAUUUAGCUGCAAGAGCAAUAUCCGUUGGCAUAUCAAAAAACAACGCUGCAUUCAUGUUAACAUUGAUGGGUGUAGGAAGUUCCAUUGGACGUGUUACUCAUGGUUGGAUUGUUGAUCGUGGUCAUAUAUGUGCUAUCACCCUGAUGGGAAUAGCUGUUGGAUGUAGUGGGGUUAUUCUUCUGUGUAUUUCGUUCACAACUGGCUACCCUGCAUUGGUGACCCUGACUGUAUGCUAUGGCUUUUUCUUUGGAAUCUACCAACCUUUAGUAUUGGUAUCACUGCGAGUGUGUGUAGGGGAUGAGAAACAUUCUACAGCUUUUUCGUGGGAUUGGAUGUGUAUGGCUAUAGGAUAUAUGUGUGGACCUCCAUUUGCAGGUUGGCUGUACGACAAGUCUGGCAGCUAUAACAGCUCAUUCUAUGCUGCUGCUGGUGUUCUUAUGAGCAGUGGAAUUAUUGUUCUGCUUGCAUCAAGAUUUAGAAAAUGUUCGGCAAAUUAUAAUGCUCGGCAUGACGUUUAA
Saccoglossus kowalevskii is the source of this 2715-nucleotide messenger RNA. RefSeq names its product monocarboxylate transporter 12-like. The record is from RefSeq and is a predicted model, not a curated record. Lineage: Eukaryota; Metazoa; Hemichordata; Enteropneusta; Harrimaniidae. Gene Ontology annotation, molecular function: monocarboxylic acid transmembrane transporter activity. Gene Ontology annotation, biological process: transmembrane transport.